Molecule: messenger RNA, 1070 nt
Organism: Magnolia sinica
Lineage: Eukaryota; Viridiplantae; Streptophyta; Magnoliopsida; Magnoliales; Magnoliaceae
Product: auxin-induced protein IAA6-like
Exons: 3
Coding region: 32-673 (213 amino acids)
Biological process (GO): regulation of DNA-templated transcription
Cellular component (GO): nucleus
Molecular function (GO): protein binding
Source: RefSeq, a predicted model, not a curated record
GGAAAAAAAAAAAUCAAUCCAGAUUCCAACAAUGGCUAGUGUAGUUCUUGGACGUGAAAUCACAGAGCUGAGAUUGGGUCUUCCCGGAGAUGACAGCCCGGUGGCGAAGAAGAGGGUAUUUUUUGAAAUUAGCAGCGAUGCUGAUGACGAGAACAGCACGAGCGAUGACGGGAACAAGAAUCCGAAGAAUCAGGUUGUUGGGUGGCCGCCGGUCUGCUCUUAUAGGCAGAAGAUGAGUCUGCCGGAGAAGAAGAACGACUCUGAAAUUAAGAAAAUUUACGUGAAGGUCAGCUUGGAUGGGGCGCCUUUCCUGCGCAAGAUUGAUUUGAAUGGUUACAAUGGGUAUUCUGAUCUUUCGAUUGCGAUCGAGAAGCUGUUUGGGUGUUUCGGAAUCGGUUCCUUUGGUAUAAAGGACAGUGAGAACUCCGAAUAUAUUCCUAUCUACGAAGACAAAGAUGGAGAUUGGAUGCUGGUUGGAGAUGUUCCUUGGGAGAUGUUCAUAGAGUCGUGCAAACGGUUAAGGAUAAUGAAAGGCUCAGAUGCAAAGGGCUUUGGAUUGCAAACGAAAACUCCCCCACACAUCUCGAAGGCCCACCAAUCAGAAAAUCAUGCGGCGAGCAAGAAAUAUGAAUCACGUGGACAUGAAUCACGUGAAUCGUUGCAUUUUCUAUGACGGUUGCUUAAGCUAAUUCUAAUAGAGGAUUAGUAGAUGUUAAAUCUACCACUUCAACUAAAUUACCGACAAGCUGGAUUGCUCACACAUCAGAGUCCGAAACGGAUUUGGAGUUGGUUUGGCUCUAGAACAUACACACAAGAAGUGAUUUUCAUAGACAUAAUAGGACUUUUAUUUCAAGAUUACUUGUUUUAUUUGUGUUUUCAACUAAUGGUAAAUAAGAAAAGUGAGGAAAGUAUGGAAGAGAAUAAAAGAGAAGAGAAAUUGGAAACUGAUUAAGGAAUCUUUGAAUGUUUUUAUUUUGUGGUUUUCUUGGUUUGGGUGUGAUAUAUUAUUUUCGGUAUUGUAAUUAUUUUUGGGAUAAUUGUAAAAUUUCUUCUUCUUUUGCAUUGCAUAA